This is a messenger RNA of Drosophila busckii, 1997 nucleotides long. RefSeq names its product protein lozenge. Bases 1 to 1914 code for a protein of 637 amino acids. Gene Ontology annotation, cellular component: nucleus. Gene Ontology annotation, molecular function: ATP binding; DNA-binding transcription factor activity, RNA polymerase II-specific; RNA polymerase II cis-regulatory region sequence-specific DNA binding. Gene Ontology annotation, biological process: regulation of DNA-templated transcription. The transcript has 5 exons. The record is from RefSeq and is a predicted model, not a curated record. Lineage: Eukaryota; Metazoa; Arthropoda; Insecta; Diptera; Drosophilidae.
AUGGUCACCUCCUCGGCCUCGCCCACUGGGACCAGCUGGUCCACACCAGCAACCGCUGCUGCCGCCGCCGCAUCGGCGGCCACAGUUAUGUGCGAGGUGCUGCCCUCGAGCAGCGCCAGCGUUGGCAGCAGUUCGCCCACAGGUGGCGCCAGCAACGGCACUGCCAACAGCACGCACAGCGGCAGCAACAACAACAGCAAUAGCAACAACAACAACAACAACAAUAACAACAACGCAGUGCAUCAGGAUCUGCUUUGGAUGGAGCGCUUCGUGCUCGAGCGGCAACAGGAGUAUCCAGGCGAGCUGGUGCGUACCAGCAAUCCUUAUUUCCUCUGCUCGGCGCUGCCGACGCACUGGCGUUCGAACAAGACGCUGCCGCUGGCGUUCAAGGUGGUGGCGCUGGCCGAUGUGGGCGAUGGCACCUAUGUGACCAUACGGGCUGGCAACGAUGAGAACUGCUGUGCGGAGCUGCGCAACUAUACGGCGCAGAUGAAGAACGGCGUGGCGAAGUUCAAUGAUUUGCGCUUUGUCGGACGCAGCGGACGAGGAAAGAGUUUUACGCUGACCAUAACUGUUGCAACGAGCCCGCCACAGGUGGCCACCUAUGCCAAAGCCAUCAAAGUGACCGUCGACGGGCCGCGGGAGCCGCGCUCCAAGACAAGCCCACCCGGUGGACCACAGUACCGUGCACUUGGCCUCGGCCAGCGACCGUUCAUCGAUGGAUUUACCAAAUCGUUUCACGAGCUGGAAACGCUGCGUCGAUCGGCCAAAGUGGCGGCGGCCACAACGGCAGCCGCUGUGGCUGCCACAGCAGUACCAACGGGCAGCGGCGUUGGCGGUGGCGGCGGCGUCGGCGGCUCGCCUAUCACAAGCGCAAGCAUCGCUCAGCAUUUGGGCAGCAAUUACUCAUCGUCGAAUAGUACAAUAAAUUCGGAUUUCCAGGGCUACAAGCCCAACGUGCCACAGCUACAAGAAUCCGAUCUGAUUGGCGCCUCCGAAUGGACGGGCACAAGCAACUCCGGUGCGUACAGCGUAGGCGUGCCUUACACACAGCACUCGCACUCGCACUCCCACGCCCAUUCGCACUCACACUUGCAUUCGCAUUCGCAUACACACACACAUGCGUUGCAGCAUCAAAUGGCGCUGCCACCGCCGCCACCGCCACCCGCAGCAGCGCCCGUGCCUGUGCCCGUGGGCAAUGCGUCGGCCAUGAAUCAUUAUGUGAGCGCCGCCAUGGCUGGCUAUGACUCUACCACGCUGGAGGCCAGCAACUAUCAUCUGUCCACGGUGCUGCCCGACAUGCAUGGCUUCUCCGCCGAUCCGUAUCAGACAGCAGCGGCCAGCGGCUACGGCAGCGCUGGCUCCAAGUCCGAACUGGAGACACUUAACGCCGGCUACGGCGCCACGCCAUCUGCCUAUAACAAUGCCUGGUCCAAUGGCUACAACAACUAUCAGUAUGGCAGCUGCUCGGCGACGGCGGCGCAAUACGGCGGAGUUGCUGGACAUGGUGCUGCCGGGCCGCCGCCGCCGCCUGUGGUCGUCUAUCCGCAGCUGUACUCCACAGUCAAUCAGAAUCAAAUCCACCUGCAUCUGCACAGCAGCGAAAAGCUGGAGCAGUACCUAGCCAAUGACCAGCAGCUGACGCUAAGCUCCCUCACCGGCAAUCGAUCCAGCAUUGAGAUUGUAGGCGCCACUGGCGUCACUUUGGGCGAGCAGGAGCAGCAUGCAGCUGUGGCUGUAGCCGAGCAGGCGGCCGAGGGUGCCUAUCAUCUGCAUCAUCAUCAUCAUCAACAGCAGCAGCAGCAGCAGCAGCAGCAGCAACAGCACGAGGCGCAGCGACAAUUGGAGGCGCAACAACAGCAGCAGCAGCAACAUCAGAGCGAUGUAAGCAGCGAAGUGUGGCGCCCCUAUUGACACAAUAUCAUAGCCGCCACUGCUCCACAUGUCGCCACCCGCACCUUGUUGCAUAUAGAACUGAACUAAUUUACUGUAAAUUU